AUGGGCGCCGCCUGCCACCCCAUCUCGAAGCUGGAGCUGUGGCCAGACGAGCUGCCAGAGGGUAUCGACGAGACCAUCUAUGCUGGCGUCAAGCAGCACAAGGUUCAGCUGUUGGCCACCUGCCUGGGUGUGGACGUUCCUGGCUUUCGAGUUUUCCAUACCUCCGUCGUGGUGGAAGAUACGGAGUACUAUUUUGGCCCCUCCGGGGUGAAUACAACAACGGAUUGUGGCAGCCACAAGUUCUUGAAGAAUGCGCCGACGAUGCUGACAAUGGGUUACUCGCCGAUCCCUGGACAGGAGAUGAGAAGGGUAGUCAGUUCGUUGUUUCGGGCUGGUAGCUACGACGCGUUGCGCAAGAACUGCAACUCUUUCAGCGAUUGUGCACUCUACUACCUCCUCGGCAAUCGACUCGAAUGGCGAUAUCGAGGGCUCGACCAGGUUGGCGCGGCCCUGAAUCGUCACGACUCAGCACUAAUGAAUUCCAUCUUGGAAGCCAUCGGCGUAGGCACCUACGUCCCCAAUCCAGAAGCUGUUGGCUUCGACAUUGAGGAGAGCCUGAGGUGGCUGAACGACGCCAGGGAGGUCCGGAGGACUCACAUGGGGGGCCACUUGAAGGGCCGCCCUGCAGCUAACAAGAGCGGUCGCUUUGCAGUCGAAAAUUAA
Molecule: messenger RNA, 663 nt
Organism: Prorocentrum cordatum
Lineage: Eukaryota; Dinophyceae; Prorocentrales; Prorocentraceae
Source: the annotation of a GenBank genome assembly